AUGCUAUUUUUUUUUUAUUAUUCUUUAGGAGGAAGUUCUAUUGUGAAUUUUGUAAUCUUUUUUCGUUUCGUUUUUUCCUCUCUUCUCUUUUUCCUCUUUCCUCUCUUCUCGUUUCUUUUUCCUCUCUUCUCGUUUCUUUUUCCUCUCUUCUCGUUUCUUUUUCCUCUCUUCUCGUUUCUUUUUCCUCUCUUCUCGUUUCUUUUUCCUCUCUUCUCGUUCCUUUUUCCUCUUUUUUCACAUCCAAGCUUACAGCACCUGGAAGUCCUUCAACAGAUAUUGAUAAUGAGGCUGCCCAAUGUCCAGACAAUUUGCCGAGAGCCUGAAAAAGAUACAAGUUUCGAAGAGCUUAAGAAAGCUCUCCUCCUUGUGCUGGGCUGUGCAGUGCAGUGUGAACGGAAGGAACACUUUAUUGAAAAGAUAAAAACUUUAGAUAUUAAAGUGCAGCAUGCAAUUGUUGAACACAUCAAGGAGGUAACCGAUGAUACACAGUGUGUGCUUCCAGUCAAUCCUUCAGAACAACUUGAUGGCUAUGUGGAGAAGACAUUAAAUCAUUUGAACAAACUGAUUGUUGAGCGAGAUGAACUUGCAGAGGCUGUAUUGGAGCUAAAGCAAGAACAGGAAUUUUACCAAUCACAGAUUGAAGGAAAAUCUUCACUAACUGCUGUCAGCCCAGAAAAGCACCAUCUUGUUGUGGAAUUAGCAGAUUGUAAAGCCAAAGUGAGAAAACUUCGGCAAGAAUUGGAAGAGAAAAUAGAAUUGUUAUCGGACGUAAUGGAUGAACUUGAUGAUACAAAGACUCAGUUGGCCAAAAUCAAAACGGAAUAUGAAGAAGUCUACCAAGAAGCCAAAACUGCAAGAGCCUACCGAGAUGAGAGUGAUAUGCUCAGAGAAAAGGCCAGUCAAGUAGUGUGUUAUGAAAAUGAAAUCACCAAGUACAAAGAAAAGCUGAAUGAGAUGGAGUUCUUCCGAUCUCGUGUUGAUGAACUUCGGGAGGACAACAGAAUCUUGGCAGAAACGCGUACGUUACUGGAAGGUCAACUGAACAAUGCUCACAAACGUAUCGAUUCUGUCAAGGAACUGGAGAGAGAUUUGAUCAAGUGUAAGAAACAAGUGCAGGAUUUAACAGAGAAGUCUGGUAUCAUGAAAGCCAUGUCCAGUUUAGCAUUAAAGCAUCAUCAUAGUCAUCAUAUUUUGAGUGGAUUCUCUUUUUCCUUUUCCUUUUUUUCCUUUUCCUUUUUCUCCUUUUCCUUUUCUCCUUUUCCUUUUCUCCUUUUCUUUUUUCUUUCCUUUUUCCUUUUUUUUUUCUCCUUUUCCUUUUUUCCUUUUCCUUUUCUCCUUUUCCUUUUCCUUUUCUCCUUUUCCUUUUCCUUUUCUCCUUUUCCUUUUUCUCCUUUUCCUUUUCCUUUUUCUCCUUUUCCUUUUUCUCCUUUUCCUUUUUCUCCUUUUCCUUUUUCUCCUUUUCCUUUUUCUCCUUUUCCUUUUUCUCCUUUUCCUUUUUCUCCUUUUCCUUUUUCUCCUUUUCCUUUUUCUCCUUUUCCUUUUCUCCUUUUCCUUUUCCUUUUUCUCCUUUUCCUUUUCUCCUUUUCCUUUUCUCCUUUUCCUUUUCUCCUUUUUCCUUUUCUCCUUUUCCUUUUCUCCUUUUCUCCUUUCUCCUUUUCUCCCUUUUCUCCUUUUCUUUUUUUCUCCUUUUCUCCCUUUUUCUCCUUUUCUCCCUUUUUCUCCUUUUCUCCCUUUUUCUCCUUUUCUCCCUUUUUCUCCUUUUCUCCCUUUUUCUCCUUUUCUCCCUUUUUCUCCUUUUCUCCCUUUUUCUCCUUUUCUUCCUUUUCUUCCUUUUUCUUCCUUUUUUUCCCUUUUCUUCCUUUUUUUUCCUUUUUUUCCCUUUUCUUCCUUUUUUUCCUUUUUUUUCCUUUUCUUCCUUUUUUUUCCUUUUCUUCCUUUUUUUUCCUUUUCUUCCUUUUUCUUCCUUUUCUUCCUUUUCUUCCUUUUUCUUCCUUUUUCUUCCUUUUUCUUCCUUUUUCUUCCUUUUUCUUCCUUUUUCUUCCUUUUUUUUCCUUUUUUUUCCUUUUUUUUCCUUUUUUUUCCUUUUCUUCCUUUUUCUUCCUUUUUUUUCCUUUUCUUCCUUUUCCUUUUUUUCUUUCCCCUUCUCUUUCCCCUUCUCUUUUUUUUACUUUUAUAACAAUACAAUUGGAUACAGAAAAAGAAAAAGUUCGAGUCCUAACUGAGGAAAAUGCCUUGUUGGAAUUUGAGAAAAAAAACAGACUCCAAGAAAGCACAACCCUCGAGCAGGAAUUGGAAGAAGCUCAUGCAAGGACAAGUGGUAUCAGCUUGUCUGAUCAACUGAGUGAAACUUCCAACACAAAAGUGUUGCGUCUGGAGCUUGAAAACCAGCGACUGCAACAGAAACUGGAUGAGUUGCGUGAUACCUCCCUGAUAGAAAGCAGUGCACUGAACACAGAACUGGAGAAAGAGAAUAAACGUCUAGCAAAGAAAGUUGAGUCCCUACAAGAAGAGAUGAAGUCUCAGUCCGAUAAGUGCAUAGACCUUGAACAAAAGUCAAAAAUGUUUGAGGAAGAUAAGGACAAAAUGUUACAAAUGGUUGAGACAGUGAAGGAGAAUACUGAACGGCAGCUGAACGAAGUGAAACGUGAGAAGGAACACUUGGCAGAGACAAUUACAGCGCUGAGAGACAGAAAUGAGAAGACAAACGACACAAGAUUAAAAGAAUUAGAAUCUGAAAACAAGAAGCUGCAUGACAAGAUUUCAGAGUUUACGUCAAAAUGUUCAAAAUUAGACUUUGAAAAUCAACAAAUGAAAAAAUCGUGUGACCGGUUGAAAGCCUCCGCUGACCGACUGACAGAAGUUGAAAAUGCAAACAUGAGUCUAGAACGGCGAAAUGCUGACCUGAAGAAUGCUGUGAGUACACUUAAAUUGGCCUGUGAUAAAUACGAAAACACCGAACAGAACAAUUCACGUUUGGAGAUUGAGAACAAGAAAUUGAGUAAGACAAUUGAGAGCCUGCAAGUGUCACUCUCCAAACAAGAGAUGUUAAUUGAGGAACAUAUUUCAUUGACCGUCGAAAAUCAGAAACUGCAGAAGACUCUAGAGUCAUUAAAAGGUGCCACUGAUAAAGUUUUAGAAUUGGAACAUGAGAAGGACGAGCUGAAUCGUGAAAUCCAGCAACUAAAGAAGACUAUUGAGUCACAGCGGAUUGAGCGGGUCAAAUAUGAGCAGAUGGAGAUGGACAUUCUGGACAUGGAUAAUGAGAACCUGAAGCUGCAAAAGACAUUAGAGAUGACUUCACGCCGUCUCCACCAGCUCGAGCAGGACAACAAUGACCUGGAGGUUGAAAACGAGAAGCUUCAGGUUUCUAUUGAGACGCUCAAAAUCUCCUGCAAAAAAUUUGAGAACAAAGAGGAGGAAAACAAAGAGCUGGAAAAUGAGGUGAACAAACUGAGUAAGGACAAAUCAACACUAGAGAAGGAGAACAAAAAGCUAAAGCAUGUCCUUGAAGCAACUGAAGCCCACCUUGAUGGUCUGACAUCCAAGCACAGUGCAUUGGACAUGGAACACAAAAACUUAAAGAAACUACAUGAAAAGAGUAAAGACAGUAUUGAAAAGAUGCAUGAAUUUGAAAAAGAGAACAAAGAUUUGCAACAACAACUGCUUAUCAACAAAAAGACCCUGGCAACUCUGAGAGAGGAUUUAGUGAAUGAGAAGAUUCAAAUGCAACAGUUGCUUAAUGAAAGGGAAAAGUUGGGUCAAGAAUUGGAACGGAUUGGUUUGAAGAGUGAAGAACUGAUGAAGACACAUGAAUCUGAUGACAGUUUUUUUUCCCCGAUUAAUUCUUUUCACUUUCUUUCUUUCUUUUCUCUCUCUCUCUAUCUUUUCUCUCUCUCUAUCUUUUCUCUCUCUCUAUCUUUUCUCUCUCUCUAUCUUUUCUCUCUCUCUAUCUUUUCUCUCUCUCUAUCUUUUCUCUCUCUCUAUCUUUUCUCUCUCUCUAUCUUUUCUCUCUCUCUAUCUUUUUCUCUCUCUAUCUUUUCUCUCUAUCUUUUCUCUCUAUCUUUUCUCUCUAUCUUUUUUUCUAUCUCUAUCUUUUCUCUCUAUCUUUUCUCUAUCUUUUUCUCUCUCUCUUUUCUUUUCUUUUCUCUCUAUCUUUUCUCUCUAUCUUUUCUCUCUAUCUUUUUCUAUCUCUAUCUUUUUUCUCUCUAUCUUUUUUCUCUCUAUCUUUUCUCUCUAUCUUUUCUCUCAUCUUUUCUCUCUUUCUUUCUCUCUCUCAUCUUUUUUCUCUCUAUCUUUUCUCUCUCUAUCUUUCUCUCUCUCUAUCUUUUCUCUCUCUAUCUUUCUCUCUUUUUCUCUAUCUCUCUCUCUUUCUCUCUCUUUUCUCUCUCUCUUUUCUCUCUCUCUCUCUUUUUCUCUCUCUCUCUCUUCUUUUCUCUCUCUCUCUCUUUUCUCUCUCUCUCUCUUUUCUCUCUCUCUCUCUUUUCUCUCUCUCUCUGUUUUUUCCCUCCUUUUUUGUCUCUUCACUUGUUCUGUUUUUCUUUUCUUUUUUUCUGUUUGUUUUUUUUUUCUGUUUGUUUUUUUUUUCUGUUUGUUUUUUUUUUCUGUUUGUUUUUUUUUUCUUCCUAUUUUCUUUCUCUUAAUCAUAAUGGUUUACCUGCAAAACUGCUUUUAUAUUUUGGGUUCAUUUUUUUUUUCCUCUUUUUUUUAUCUUCUCUUUUUCUUUUCCUCUUUUUUAUCUUCUCUUUUUCUUUUCCUCUUUUUUAUCUUAUCUUUUUCUUUUCCUCUUUUUUAUCUUCUCUUUUUCUUUUCCUCUUUUUUAUCUUCUCUUUUUCUUUUCCUCUUUUUUAUCUUCUCUUUUUCUUUUCCUCUUUUUUAUCUUCUCUUUUUCUUUUCCUCUUUUUUAUCUUCUCUUUUUCUUUUCCUCUUUUUUAUCUUCUCUUUUUCUUUUCCUCUUUUUUAUCUUCUCUUUUUCUUUUCCUCUUUUUUUAUCUCUUUUUUCUUUUCCUUUUUUUAUCUUCUCUUUUCUUUUCCUCUUUUUUUAUCUUCUUUUUUUUUUCCUCUUUUUUAUCUUCUCUUUUUCUUUUUCCUUUUUUAUCUUCUCUUUUUCUUUUCCUCUUUUUUAUCUUUUUUUUUUUCCUUCUUUUUUUAUCUUCUCUUUUUCUUUUCCUCUUUUUAUCUUCUCUUUUUCUUUUCCUCUUUUUAUCUUCUCUUUUCAUUUUCUUUUUAUCUUCUCUUUUUUCAUUUCCUCUUUUUUUAUCUUCUCUUUUCUUUUCCUCUUUUUAUCUUCUCUUUUUCUUUUCCUCUUUUUUAUCUUCUCUUUUUCUUUUCCUCUUUUUUAUCUUCUCUUUUUCUUUUCCUCUUUUUAUCUUUCUUUUUCUUUUCCUCUUUUUUAUCUUCUUUUUCUUUUCCUCUUUUUUAUCUUCUUUUUUCUUUUCCUCUUUUUUAUCUUCUUUUUCUUUUCCUCUUUUUUAUCUUCUUUUUCUUUUCCUUUUUUUUCUUUUUUUUUCUUUUCUUUUUUUAUCUUUUUUUUUUCUUUUCCUCUUUUUAUCUUUUUUUUUCUUUUUUUUUUUAUCUUUUUUUUUCUUUUCCUUUUUUUAUCUUUUUUCUUUUCCUCUUUUUUUUUCUUUUCCUCUUUUUCUUUUUUCUUUUUCUUUUUUCUUUUUUUUUUUUUCUUUUUUCUUUUUUUUUUUUUUUCUUUUUCUUUUCCUCUUUUUUAUCUUUUUUCUUUUCCUCUUUUUUAUCUUUUUUCUUUUCCUCUUUUUUAUCUUUUUUCUUUUCCUCUUUUUUAUCUUUUUUCUUUUCCUCUUUUUUAUCUUUUUUCUUUUCCUCUUUUUUAUCUUCUUUUUCUUUUCCUCUUUUUUAUCUUCUCUUUUUCUUUUCCUUUUUUUUAUCUUCUCUUUUUCUUUUCCUCUUUUUUUAUCUUCUCUUUUUCUUUUCCUCUUAUUUUAUCUUCUCUUUUUCUUUCCAUCUUUUUUAUCUUCUCUUUUUCUUUCCCUCUUUUUUAUCUUCUCUUUUUCUUUCCCUCUUUUUUAUCUCCUCUUUUUCUUUCCCUCUUUUUUUAUCUUCUCUUUUUCUUUCCCUCUUUUUAUAUCUUCUCUUUUUCUUUCCCUCUUUUUUUAUCUUCUCUUUUUCUUUCCCUCUUUUUUCUCUUUUUCUUUUCCUCUUUUUUUCUCUUUUUCUUUUCCUCUUUUUUCUCUUCUCUUUUUCUUUUCCUCUUUUUUCUCUUCUCUUUUUCUUUUCCUCUUUUUUAUCUUCUCUUUUUCUUUUCCUCUUUUUAUCUUUUUUCUUUUCCUCUUUUUUAUCUUCUUUUCUUUUCCUCUUUUUUAUCUUUUUUUCUUUUCCUCUUUUUAUCUUUUUUUCUUUUCCCCUUUUUUUAUCUUUUUUCUUUUCCUCUUUUUUAUCUUUUUUCUUUUCCUCUUUUUUAUCUUCUCUUUUUCUUUUCCUUGCUCUCUUUUUCUUUUCCUCUCUCCCUCCCUCUCUCUCUCUCUUCCUCUUCAAUCAUUUCACACCAAGCAAGGCCAUUAA
Acanthosepion pharaonis is the source of this 6525-nucleotide messenger RNA. The record is from the annotation of a GenBank genome assembly. Lineage: Eukaryota; Metazoa; Mollusca; Cephalopoda; Sepiida; Sepiidae.